This is a messenger RNA of Alnus glutinosa, 2410 nucleotides long. Its product is annotated as long-chain-alcohol oxidase FAO1. The transcript has 3 exons. The coding region runs from base 49 to 2283 and encodes 744 amino acids. The record is from RefSeq and is a predicted model, not a curated record. Gene Ontology annotation, molecular function: long-chain-alcohol oxidase activity; flavin adenine dinucleotide binding. NCBI's taxonomy places the organism in Eukaryota, Viridiplantae, Streptophyta, Magnoliopsida, Fagales, Betulaceae.
AUAUGCAUACCAACUGCGAAGGGGAGAGAGAGAGAGAGAGAGAGAGAGAUGAGAAGAGAGAGGCAUCCUUUGUUGAGGGGAGGGAGAGGAGGAGAGAGAAAAUACAGUCACACGUUUACAAGAGGUGAGAUACAAUUACUGGGUAGCGUUUGUGAGACUAUAUUGCCUCCUUUGCCAUUGAAUUCUUUGGAGGGAGAGGAAGACCAACCCACCAAGGCUGUGGAGUCCUUCAUCAAAGCUUCUGGGUCUCAAACUCCAGUCCCUGAUCAGGUUGCAGAGAUUCUUGCGAAGAGGGACGUAAAAGAAAUUGCGUUAUUAGUGAGAGUGGUUUUAUGGUUGCUGGGGACUAGGUUGGGCACCUUGUUGCUCUGUGGAUCUCUUUGUUUUUGUGAGAAAUGGCCCUUCAUUCACAACUUCUCUCGUAUAUCCUUGGAGAAGAGGGAGAAAGUUCUGCAGAAAUGGUCUACGAAUAGAUUUCUGACACCUAUCAGAUGUGCUUUCGUUUUCAUCAAAGUCUUGUGCCUCUUCGUCUUCUUCUCUACGGUGGAUGAAAAUGCUGUAAACCCAGCAUGGGAAGCCAUUGGAUAUCACGUGGACAAUGAUGAGGACCCAUCUGAAGUCCCCAAAAAGAGGCCUCUUGAGAAGGGAAUGGUAGAAACUAUGCACGAAACUGACUCAACCCUUGUGCAUUCCCUUGCCCAGAAAGGCAUCAAAGCUACACUGGACCCCAGAGACAACCUCUUCAAAAUCGAAUGUGAUGUUGUAGUUGUUGGCUCUGGGUGUGGAGGAGGUGUUGCAGCUGCUGUGCUUGCAUGUUCAGGCCACAAGGUCAUUGUUCUUGAGAAAGGGAACUAUUUCACUGCUGCUGACUAUUCUUCUUUAGAGGGCCCUUCCUGGGAGCAACUAUAUGAAGCAGGAGGAAUCUUUCCGUCUGCUGAUGGGGGAACGUAUAUUCUGGCAGGUUCAACAGUAGGUGGUGGCUCUGCUGUUAACUGGUCAGCAUCUAUCAAAACUCCCGCUGAAGUGUGUCGGGAUUGGGCUGAGGACUGCAAGAUCCCACUGUUUGGGAACCCUGAAUAUCGUUCUGCAAUGGAUGCUGUGUGUUUGAGAAUUGGUGUAACAGAGAAUUGUGUAGAGGAGAGUUUCCAAAACCAAGUAUUGCGAAAAGGGUGUGAGAAUUUGGGCCUUAAAGUUGAUUAUGUGCCUCGAAAUUCCUCGGAGGAUCAUUAUUGUGGAUCUUGUUGUUAUGGCUGUACAAAAGGGAACAAAAAAGGGACUGAUUCUACGUGGCUUGUGGAUGCAGUGGAUCAUGGUGCAGUGAUCUUAACAGGAUGUAAAGCUGAGAGAUUCAUACUGAAAGAGAAUAAGAGUGGAAGCAAACGAGCAAAGAAAUGCCUGGGAGUUGUAGCAAAGACUAUGACCAAAAACAUCACAAAGAUACUGCAGAUUGAGGCCAAAGUAACCAUCUCCGCAUGUGGGGCUCUUUUAACACCCCCUCUAAUGAUAUCUAGUGGAUUGAAGAACCACAACAUUGGUCGCAACCUUCAUCUCCACCCUGUUGCUAUGGCCUGGGGAUACUUUCCAGGAUCAAAUACAGAGCUCAAGGGUAAAAGCUACGAGGGUGGAAUAAUCACAUCCGUCCAUAAGGUGGUAGAGGCAGACUCAAAUGUAAGAGCCAUUAUAGAAACUCCAGCAUUAGGGCCGGCAUCAUUUUCUGUUUUAUGUCCUUGGGAAUCUGGACUAGACAUAAAGAAAAGGAUGGUGAAGUAUGCAAGGACUGCUCAUUUGAUUACCAUAAUCAAGGACUCGGGCUCUGGAAAUGUUAGGGUGGAGGGAAGGGUAAACUACAGAUUAGACGCAUCAGACAGAGGAAACCUCAGGGCUGGAUUAAAGCAGGCAUUAAGAAUUUUGGUAGCAGCAGGGGCUGUUGAGGUGGGCACCCAUCGGAGUGAUGGCCAGAGACUCAAAUGUAAAGGAAUUAGCGAAAAGGAAGUGGAGGUGUUUCUGGACACGGUGUCUGCUGUGGAAGGGCCAUUGUCACUUGUAGAGAAUUGGACACCACUUACCUCUGCCCAUCAGAUGGGGAGCUGUAGAAUGGGAAUUGAUGACAAAGAAGGCGCGGUUGAUGUGAAUGGGGAAAGUUGGGAAGCUAAAGGCCUAUUCGUUUGUGAUGCUAGUCUUCUGCCAAGUGCUGUUGGUGUCAAUCCCAUGAUCACCAUCCAAUCAACUGCUUACUGCCUUGCAAAGAAAAUAGCUGAGUCCAUACAAAAAGUACCCUUUUAAAUUGGGAUGUAAACGUUGGUAUAAACUUGACUUUAAUACGAUUAGUUUAAUAAAUGAGUCGACAGUACAUACAAAAUUAUGCUCGAUUAUUAAACGAGCUUAUAUAGUAUAUACUAGAUUGUAUAAA